This is a messenger RNA of Onychostoma macrolepis, 2086 nucleotides long. RefSeq names its product sideroflexin 2 (gene sfxn2). The transcript is spliced from 12 exons. Bases 175 to 1140 code for a protein of 321 amino acids. Gene Ontology annotation, biological process: monoatomic ion transport; serine import into mitochondrion. Lineage: Eukaryota; Metazoa; Chordata; Actinopteri; Cypriniformes; Cyprinidae. Gene Ontology annotation, cellular component: mitochondrial inner membrane. The record is from RefSeq and is a predicted model, not a curated record. Gene Ontology annotation, molecular function: monoatomic ion transmembrane transporter activity.
AGAUUCUUCUCUUCAGGGAUUGGAAGGUAGAAUGCCACGUGCUCAUCUACAGUUGCAAGCCCACAUCAUCACACAGUGCUUAACCCACUUUCUUACUACUACUGCAGCGCCACGAGAUAUAAACAAGAGUGUUACAUCACUUUAUAAAGGCUCUUUGGAAGCAGAGAGAGAACCAUGGAAGCUCUGAAGGGCUUUGAUAUCGACGCCCCAUGCUGGGAUCAAUCCACGUUCAUGGGCCGUCUCAAACACUUUUUCAACAUCACUGACUGUCGCACUGUUCUACUGCCUGACUCCAGACUGGACGAAGCCAAAGCUUUAGUGGAGAGCUGCAGAGCUGGCUCUGUUCCUCCUGGCACAACAGAGGAGCAGCUACACUAUGCCAAGAAGCUGUAUGACUCUGCAUUUCAUCCUGACACAGGUGACAGGAUGAACCUGAUAGGGAGAAUGUCAUUUCAGGUGCCUGGGGGUAUGGCCAUCACGGGGUUCAUGCUUCAGUUUUACAGGACAGUUCCUGCUGUAGUGUUCUGGCAGUGGGUUAACCAGUCCUUCAAUGCUCUGGUCAACUACACCAAUCGCAAUGCUGCCUCCCCCAUCACACCAAAGCAGAUUGGAGUAGCUUAUGUGACGGCAACAAGCACAGCGCUGGCCACUGCAGUCGGUCUGAACCUCUACACAAAGAAAGCUCCUCCACUGGUGGCACGUUGGGUGCCGUUCGCUGCUGUGGCCGCGGCUAACUGUGUGAAUAUUCCAAUGAUGAGACAACAGGAGAUUUUGAACGGCAUUGCUGUGACCGAUGAAGAUGGAAAUAAACUGGGCCACUCAAGGAAAGCAGCUGUCAAGGGCAUCACACAGGUGGUCAUCUCUCGAGUUACCAUGGCAGCGCCAGGCAUGAUCAUACUCCCCAUUAUUAUGCAGAGGCUGGAAAAAUACAGAUUCAUGCAGAAAAUCACAUUUCUUCAUGGGCCACUGCAAGUCAUGAUGGUUGGCGUAUUUCUGAUCUUCAUGGUGCCUGCAGCAUGUUCACUGUUUCCUCAGACAUGUUCUAUAGCUGUAUCCAAACUGGAACCUGAGCUCAGGGAGUCCAUCAUUUCUCAGUACGGGGACCGCAUCAGUUAUGUCUACUUCAACAAGGGAUUGUGAGUGCUGGCGAAUCACAGACUGGAUUCACGAGUCAUCGGCCUAUUAGAAGCUCUUUUUGACAAUUUUUUGCUAAAGAAGUUGCUAAAAAGAAGCUUUUAGAUUUGAGGUUUUAUUUCAUAACUCAGAAAGAAGGUUUUUAUGCACUAAAGCAUAAUUUAUGGAUAGUUUUUUUUACAUUUGGCCCUGACUGCUGCAAAGGAUCAUUUUGAUUUGUGAAUCAAAAUUCUCUGUAAAAAUAAAUUUUACAGAGAAUUUAUAGACAUUGGAUAAACCUGGUCCAGUUGCCCUGUCAUCCGUUCCUGUUGUAUAUGAUCUACCCUGAAUAAUCAUGAACAGAUUGAAAAGCAUGAGAACUGUUUCCCUCUGAUGCCAAAUGCCAUCAUUUACCAGAUACAUCUCUCAGGAAGAGUUUUUUUUAAAAGGUUUAAUGCUUUAAUAGCCUCUAAAGCCAUCAGUUGAAAUCAUUUUUUCAGGUUUUUCUUAAUAUGUCAGACAUUUAGGAAUAUACAGUCAGAUCAUAAAUGUUUACAUUUGAAAUACCAGUUACAAGCAUAAAGUUCGGGAAAGUACAGUCUAAUAAACAUCAGUUUGAAAGUAUUUCACGGUUAGAGUGUGCCUUAAAAAAUAUUCAUGGCGCUCGCUGGGUCCAUAGCCUGCCCUCACUCUGAACUAUCUGAGUUAUGUACUUGUUUUCAUCAUUACAAGAUGAUGAAAUAAACAGACAGCUGUCGAAAUAAACCCCUGGUCUGUGAUAACUCAUGGGAGUUGAACCAAAGUGGACCUUGUGUUUAUUUUAUCUACAACUGUGCGCUCGAUAUUCAUUCCUGCCUCAUGAGGGCAGUAUCUGAUCAUUAAAGUUUUGUGAAGGUAAAUUCCUGUGAAGGAAUAAAGGUAUUCACACUGAUGGGCUAAAAUAUACUAUAAAGCCACCAGAAACCACUUUUUU